Labrus bergylta (ballan wrasse) is the source of this 1813-nucleotide messenger RNA. The record is from RefSeq and is a predicted model, not a curated record. Lineage: Eukaryota; Metazoa; Chordata; Actinopteri; Labriformes; Labridae.
AUGAACCUCCCAUCUCAGCCCUCCUUUUUCAUCAGACCCUGCCCCAUCAGCCACCUCGGGGAUCACACAGUGUAUCAUGCAGCUUGGAGCAGGGACGGCAGCCUGGACAUCCCAGUGCUCAGUAUCCGUGGUGCCCAGGAGGAGGAGCCUCCAGAUCCUCAGCUAAUGCGCCUGGACAAUAUGCUGCUGGCGGAGGGCGUGGCCGGGCCAGAGAAAGGCGGUGGGUCGGCAGCUGCAGCAGCUGCAGCAGCGGCCGCAGGCGGCGUCGGAGCAGACAACUCUGCGGAACACUCUGACUACCGAGCCAAGCUGACCCAGAUCAGACAGAUUUACCACACAGAGCUGGAGAAGUAUGAACAGGCGUGCAAUGAGUUCACCACCCAUGUGAUGAACCUGCUGAGGGAGCAGUCUCGAACACGACCCAUCUCGCCCAAAGAGAUCGAGCGCAUGGUCAGCAUCAUCCACCGCAAGUUCAGCUCCAUCCAGAUGCAGCUAAAGCAGAGCACCUGUGAGGCCGUCAUGAUCCUGCGCUCACGCUUCCUCGACGCCAGACGAAAGAGGAGGAACUUCAAUAAACAGGCGACAGAGAUCCUCAACGAGUACUUUUACUCCCACCUCAGUAACCCUUAUCCCAGCGAGGAGGCCAAAGAAGAGCUGGCCAAGAAGUGCAGCAUCACAGUGUCACAGGUAUCAAACUGGUUUGGGAACAAGAGAAUCCGAUAUAAGAAAAACAUCGGCAAGUUCCAAGAAGAGGCAAACAUGUACGCAGCGAGGACCGCGGUCAGCGCCACCAGUGUGUCUGCUCACGGAAGCCAGGCGAACUCGCCGUCAACACCCAAUUCAGCAGGUUCUGCUGGCUCUUUUAACAUGUCAAACUCCGGAGACUUGUUCAUGAGUGUGCAGUCCCUCAAUGGGGACUCGUACCAAGGGGGGCAGGUUGGGGCCAACAUACAAUCCCAGGUGGAUACCCUUCGCCAUGUUAUCAGCCAGACCGGAGGAUAUAGUGACAGCCUCGCAGCCAGCCAGAUGUACAGUCCACAGGGCAUCAACACAAACGGUGGCUGGCAAGAUGCUCCGACUCCUUCGUCAGUGACAUCGCCCACAGAAGGACCCGGGAGUGUUCAUUCGGAUACUUCCAACUGAAUACAUCCAUCUCCACAACCUCAUCGACACAUGAAAACAUGGACUGACCUUCCUAUUCACAGUAUUAAACAAAGGAGUUUACUGACCCACAGUUUGGAAAGGUACUGUGAAAUCCUAACUAGAAAAAAACAACAACAUUUUCCUCUGAGAAUCACAUUGGACAUUUGGGAUACAAACACAAAGUUUCACAAUAAAACUCCAGAAAAAUACCGCAAUCAAUGAAGACGUUUGUACAGAUUUCACAUUAUAUUCAGAGGGCUGGGGUUACUUCUUCGCUCAUAAUGUUUUCACUCAUAAUGUUGAAAUGUUAUGAUAAAGUAAAUAGAUCCAGUCAUUGGUUUUAACUGAAAAUACUUCAUUCUACCUCUCAGCCACUAAAAAAAGUAGAAAAAAUGUCAGUGACCAUUAUUUCUUUUGUAAAAAUGAAACUUUUGUCUUUGCAAGCAGGAGGCACAUCUUCUUACUUACAUUUUGUUGUCUCUCACCUAUUCUAUGGUACGCCAUUUAGACUUAAAUAUUGCUCAGUUGUUUACAAAUGUGUGCUUGAUAAAAGUAUGUUCAUCUUCCCCGCUGUCUCCGACAAGUCAAAACAGAAGAGAUUUGACCUCCAAGGUAACCCUGUGAAGUAUGUUAUCUGUAAAAACAAUAAAGAAAUACUUGUCAUCAGAUC